GACGACCCAGGCAGUCCAGCCCAAGGCAAGCGGGGCAAGAAGUCGGCCGGCGCGGGCAGCGGGGCCGGAGGGGGCGGGGGCAGCAGCAGCGGCGGCGGCAGCCCCCAGUCCUACGAGGAGCUGCAGACCCAGCGGGUCAUGGCCAACGUGCGCGAGCGGCAGCGCACUCAGUCGCUUAAUGAGGCGUUCGCAGCGCUGCGCAAAAUCAUCCCUACGCUGCCCUCGGACAAGCUGAGCAAGAUCCAGACUCUCAAGCUGGCCGCCAGGUACAUCGACUUCCUCUACCAGGUCCUGCAGAGCGACGAGCUCGACUCGAAGAUGGCCAGUUGCAGCUACGUGGCCCACGAGCGACUCAGCUACGCCUUCUCCGUGUGGCGCAUGGAGGGCGCCUGGUCCAUGUCGGCGUCCCACUAGCGGCAGCGGCCGCCACUCGGCUCGGGCAGGCCGUGAGACCCAGAUGGCAUUGCUUCCAGAGAAGGAGAAAAUGGACAGUCUAGAGAUUCUGGAGCGGGAUAAUUACAAAAUAGUGAUAAGAAUUACAGAACGCCAAGGAUUGUCUUGAAAAUUGCAAGAACUAUUCUCAAAUCCAAAGGAUCCAGGCAUGGGGAGCCAUUAAGAGACCAGGGGCUUUUGGACACGGCCUCCCAGCUGGGCAGCGGGCAAACCGUCCUCACACCUCUACAUUCUGAUAGAAGUCUGAAAGGUUGUUGUCGUUUUUUUUUUUUUUUAAUUUGACGAAGAAUGUUUUUUUUUUUAAUUUUUAUUUUUCCAUGCAUGCAUUCUCAAGAGGUUGUGCCUGCCAGCCACAGAAAGGAAAGGUACUCGUUGUGAAUGGGCUCCAUUUUAAAAUGGUAACAAUCAGAGGAAAUGAAAAGAAAAUCUUUAGAAAUUAAAGGGGGGAAAAUAGGCAAAAACAAAACAAAACUCUGGGCUCAAACUGUUUUACACACACCUAGCCCAGAUACUUCUCUUCUUUCUUUAAAACUUAUUCCUCUGAGGAA
This is a messenger RNA of Gracilinanus agilis (Agile Gracile Mouse Opossum), 1001 nucleotides long. RefSeq names its product twist family bHLH transcription factor 1 (gene TWIST1). NCBI's taxonomy places the organism in Eukaryota, Metazoa, Chordata, Mammalia, Didelphimorphia, Didelphidae. Gene Ontology annotation, molecular function: protein dimerization activity; RNA polymerase II transcription regulatory region sequence-specific DNA binding; DNA-binding transcription factor activity, RNA polymerase II-specific. The annotation marks the transcript as partial. The transcript is spliced from 2 exons. The record is from RefSeq and is a predicted model, not a curated record. Gene Ontology annotation, biological process: developmental process; regulation of transcription by RNA polymerase II.